Messenger RNA from Ilex paraguariensis (yerba mate), 342 nucleotides. The record is from the annotation of a GenBank genome assembly. NCBI's taxonomy places the organism in Eukaryota, Viridiplantae, Streptophyta, Magnoliopsida, Aquifoliales, Aquifoliaceae.
AUGGAACCCAAGAGGAUGUGCCUUUUCAUCUCCAUAGCUGUUGUACUUAUUGUGCUCAGCACAAAUACUCAAACAGCUGAUUGUUCAGAGAUCAAAAAAGGAAGCUCUUGGUGCAAUGGAACCAUCACAGACUGCAUUGAAGAAGACGACCAAGAGUUCCUAAUGGAGUCUGAAGUGAGCAGAAGGAUUCUUCAAACCACCAACAAACUCAGUGUCAAAUCUCUCAACCCUGGAUCAGCUGUAUGUGAUACAGAUCGGUAUGGCAAUUGCAUAGUUCAGAUCAGCCAAUACAGUAGACCAUGUACGUACGACAAUCGAUGUAAACGUGGUCCCCAGCCAUGA